UAUAGAUGUAGGUAAGGAUAAGGACUCUUUACCUAGUACGGUAAUGGAUUAAAUCUCGUCUCAAAAUGAUACUUACUCCAAAAACAGCAAAGUCGUAAUGAUCCAAAGAUAUCAUAUUCAACAAAAGUAUUUCCUUAAUUUUAAACAUUUUUUUACUUAUCAUUAAGGUAAGGGUUUUUUACAAAAUAGAUAAUAUUUCUUCUUUUAAUUUAAUUAUAAGAAAAGCAUAACUAAAAUGGAACAACAAUAAAAUUUAUUAAUUAAUAUAAAUAUUAUUAAGUUAAAAAUGUGCAGUAAACACAUUGUAUUUAAAUACCCCUAGAGGAAGGGUAUGACUAUAGAGACGAGCUUUGAUGAUGCCGUUGGCGACACCGCUGAUCCUCGGACGCAGACAUCCUUCCGAUUGGCUUAGAGAGCACCGCUCGCAGCGGAGCGUGAAAAAUGCUCGUAUUUUGACUGGUAGCGGCGGCCCGCAGAACGAAUCUCCAUCUCCAGGAAGUUCACCCCGCUGCCGGGAGUUCCAGCUAUACGACGUUGGUGUGUGAGUGGGCAAAAGCCACCCCCGGGCGGCAAUCACAGCGCAUAUCUGUUGGGAUUUGUGUCGGGGUUCUGUGCUCUCUACUUUGCGCUAUGGCGCCGCCACGACCGACGACAAUGCGCCGAGGGUUGAUGCCUGUUAGUCCGGACCCAAAGCAGCGGGCUUAAUGGCUGGCCGGGCACAUAAAACCGGUGCGCACUCCUCGCCAGCUUUUAGUUGGUGCGGGCACGCGAGACGCGAAGAAACAACUCUCUCAAAGCGGAAAUCGUAAAUCGGAAAUGUGCUAAAGGAUAUACACACCGAGAUAAAGAUACGAGAUCAUGGCCGCCUGCUACAAUGCCUACAGCGCUGGAUCGCAGUCCUUCGAGUUCGACGAGGACGACGACGACGCCUCCUUCGACAGUGGCUACGAGAAGAGUUUCGAGACGGAGGCCCAGUUGAGCUCACGACGCCGCUUGGACUUCGGCACUCCGCCGACUCCGGCGAUCCCGCAACCGUACUCCGGCGGCACCUGGGACGCCGUACCGCUCAGCUCACCGCCGGCGGGCUUCGUGGGAUUGCUCGAUACGAGCAGCAAUCACAGCACUCGGAGCGGCAGGACACUGGUCGAGCACCUGAACAGUCGGGCCACGAAUGGCGUCUUCGAUCCGCCAUUGACCAGUACGCCGGUGAAGUCGCCAGAGGAUCCCGAUGCGCCGCGACCGAAACGCAAAUAUGCCGUCGGCAAGAACAGAGUAACUCGCUCGCGCAGUCCAACCCAAGUGGUGAAGAUCAAGCGAUUCCGACGCAUGAAGGCCAAUGACCGGGAGCGGAAUCGGAUGCAUAACUUAAAUGAUGCCCUGGAGAAACUACGCGUCACUCUGCCCUCGCUUCCCGAGGAGACGAAGCUGACGAAGAUCGAGAUCCUGAGAUUUGCGCACAACUACAUCUUUGCCCUGGAGCAGGUGCUGGAAAGCGGAGGUUCAAUCAACCUGGAUCUGGAGAAGCUGCAGAACUUCACGCUGAGUGGCGAGAGGAUCACCAAGGAGCUCUUCGAUGCUCUUUUCGUGAAUCCACAGCCGUAUCCCAUGUUCGGACGAAUGUUCCCCUAUGGCCAGGGAAUGGAGCCUCUUGCACAGCACCAGACUGCUCCAGCAUCGCACGCGGGGCAGCCGCCGGCAAUGGGUGGCUUUCAGCACGGCAUGGACUAUCCGCAGCAGCCACCAGGAUUCGACUUUACAGGCAGCAUGCGGUUUUACCACCAACAGCAACAGCAGCCGCAUCAGCCUCACCAUCUGCAGCCUAAUCCCCAGCAGGAGUCCAGCCCGCAGCAGUUUUCGCAGGAGAAAUACGAUCUGUUCAGGGGAUCCUUUGAUGCAGCUGCCAAUAUUCAUCCUACGAACUUGGAUUCUGGGAUUCACCAGCAGAGCAGUUUCUACUCGCAAACACCGCCAUGGAAGGACUAUCCGGAGGAUCAGGCACACGUGCAUCCCGUUGCACAUACACACAGCUACAAACACUUCGCCCCGCAGGUGUAGCACAGUUUUGGGGGCCAAACUACGAUCUUAGGGUGUUCAGCGUGAUAUACUAAAAGAUUGCCGGGAAUUGCAGGAAACUGAUCAAGGGGAAUCCCCCGAAGCGAUUUGUCCUUGACUUACUUUAAAAACAGAACUAAAGUAACUUAUGGGUUCUAUCUCCGGGUUUUCCUUCCUCACUUUUCUUAACUUUCCUGCAAUCCGUUGAUAUUGGAAAUAAGCGAGGCACCUAAUUGACUGCUGAGAUUAUCCUCAAGUUUGGAAAUGAAAUAUCUAUGAAAAUUUCAUAUUUCAUGCUUGCUAUAAUCUUUGAACUCAAUUAGUUUCAUGUUAUAGAGGGAUCCUCAAUAGAUUAACCAAUAUAAAGCCAAACAUCCAAGGUAAAGUUUCACUAACUCCUUAUUACUUUAUUUCUUAUGAAUUUCCAUAAUAUUUGCAUUCAUUGGCUUUUUUCCUGUGGAUCCCUGGUGAAUAUUUGAAUCAAAAGUGCUUAGAAUAAUCAAUUUUUCAAAAAGCACUUUUCUUCUCAACAUAUUCGUAUUCUUCUUGACUAUAUAGUACAAAUCGGUUGUCCAUUUAGUGUAAGCGAUACGUACCUUGCCAUUCUAGACUUAAGACCUAUCUAUAAGGAUCCUUGAAAUGAACCAGGUAUUAGCCAUAAUUAACUGUACAAUCGAUUAAGUAUGUAGGUUAUGCCAGAUUCUAUAUCAGUUAUUGCAAUGCAAGGAAAGCGAGCUAGUCAGGGCCAGAACUUUAAGGUGAUAAGAUUGAAUUUCGAUGUAAAGCCAUAAAGAUUUAUUUUUGCAAAUAAAGUUGACGAUCAAAACGA
Drosophila simulans is the source of this 2881-nucleotide messenger RNA. It is a transcript of the gene tap, whose product is annotated as basic helix-loop-helix neural transcription factor TAP. The coding region runs from base 859 to 2055 and encodes 398 amino acids. The transcript has a single exon. Gene Ontology annotation, molecular function: protein dimerization activity. Lineage: Eukaryota; Metazoa; Arthropoda; Insecta; Diptera; Drosophilidae. The record is from RefSeq and is a predicted model, not a curated record.